AUGAUUUCUUCCAUCCAGGGCUGCUGCUUGUCGCGAGACCCUUCUGGCUUCCCGCAUGCUGCUCAUGCCGACCAAGGCCAGCACGCCGAAUCCUUUCAAGGCACCAAUCCCGCUACUGAAGGAGCUGGUCCAAACACCCCAGGCUUAAGCCGGUCUCUAUCUCGCUCUCGCUCCAAUGCCUCUACCUCUCGUCCGCCACAUUCGACUCGCCGUCGCCACCAUGCUGUUGCUCUGAGCGAACACUAUAACCAACCGAUCCGCCUUCAUGUCUGGCGCAGCAAGCGUCGCGCAUGGUCGAAAGCUCAGAUAGAUCGCGAACGUCAAGAAUUUUUUGACACCCGAGUGACCGGGAGACCCGAAGUAUGGGCGGCAUUGAAACUAGCAAUCUCGCUCAUGAGAAGUGGUGAUUUACCUACAGCACAGAGCAUUAUUGAUGCUGCUGGGGUGACUGUCCCGACAGGUGACCUUUGUGAUGGCUGUUAUGACGAAAAUGGAGCAUUGUAUCGACUUCCUCAAGUUAUCGUUUCAGAUCCUUCAAACAUUGUCGACGCGAGAGGCGGAGAGGAAGACAUGCGAAGCGGUGAAGCUGACGACGAGGUUACAAAUACCAAGCUGGCAAUGGAUAUCGACUCGGACGACGAGCUAGAGGAAGAUAUUGAAGACAAACGCGAAGAAAAGGGGAAGAGAAAUGAGAGAGAUAUGAUCAAAGUCUGUGCAAGACUUAGCGAUCGAGGUGGUCCUGACUUGACUAUUGAGAUUGGCAAAGAUCAAUCGGUCGGCGUCCUGGUGCGAAAGAUACAGAGCGGGGCAGCGCUCACGGGCCAGCACAGACUUCGAAUCGCAUACUUAGGCAAGAUAUUGAAAGAGAACGAAACACUGCUUUCCCAGGGAUGGAAAGAAGGCCAUCUCGUGAAUGCACUCGUCCUACAGCGCUCUUCUUAA
This is a messenger RNA of Coccidioides posadasii C735 delta SOWgp, 942 nucleotides long. RefSeq lists its product as uncharacterized. Lineage: Eukaryota; Fungi; Ascomycota; Eurotiomycetes; Onygenales; Onygenaceae. Gene Ontology annotation, molecular function: protein binding. The record is from RefSeq and is a predicted model, not a curated record.